Molecule: messenger RNA, 1581 nt
Organism: Strongyloides ratti
Lineage: Eukaryota; Metazoa; Nematoda; Chromadorea; Rhabditida; Strongyloididae
Product: Fizzy/cell division cycle 20 related 1
Exons: 4
Coding region: 1-1581 (526 amino acids)
Biological process (GO): positive regulation of anaphase-promoting complex-dependent catabolic process; positive regulation of ubiquitin protein ligase activity; anaphase-promoting complex-dependent catabolic process
Cellular component (GO): anaphase-promoting complex
Molecular function (GO): ubiquitin ligase activator activity; anaphase-promoting complex binding; protein binding
Source: RefSeq, a predicted model, not a curated record
AUGAAAAUAUAUGAAACACCAAUUAAAAAAGAAAAUAUUUGUAGUCCAUUGGCUUGUCUUGUUUCAAGAAAAGCUAUUAGAAAAACUCCGACUAAAUAUGUUGGGAGCGAUGGUUCAAUUAAUUAUUCAUAUUAUCCAUAUUCUCAUAAUGGUGGAGAUCGUUAUAUACCACUUAGAGAGACACAAGAAGAUUGGAGUUCUAUUUGGAGUGAAGGUUUACAAAGUAGUAUAUUUAGUGAUAUAAAUGAUAAUGAAAAUGAUAAACGGUGUAAAAUUCAUGAAACACGAAAUUCUCCAUCAAAAAAUCAGAAUCAUGUACAUAAAUUAUUACUUCGUAAUGAAAUGUUAAAUUCAAAUAUAUAUAAAAUUGAUAAAAAAAGUAUUCCGGGUUAUUGUAAUGCUAGUGAAAAAAUUGCAAAUAUAACACCAUUAUUUAAAUAUGGUUGUGGACGGAUACAGAAGAGACGACAUGAGUAUAAAGCAAAUAUUGUUACAUCAUAUCCAUGUCCAUUUUCCCAAGCAAGUUUAUAUUUACUUACUCAAAAUGUAUCAAAAAAACCAAAAAUUCCAUCAGAAUCAUAUAGAACAUUAGAUGCACCAGAUUUAAUUGAUGAUUUUUAUUCAAAUUUAAUAGAUUGGUCAUCUAAAAAUAUAAUUGCUGUUUGUUUAAAAAAUAGAUUAUUUUUAUAUGAUGCUUUGACAUCUGAAGUUACCCAACUUUGUGAUGCAACAGAAGAUAUAGCUUCAGUAAAAUUUUCUCCAUCUGGUGAAUUAAUUGCAUUUGGUACAAGAACUGGUGAAAUAAAAGUAUGGGAUUUAGAAAAAAAAGUUGAAUUAUUUUCAAAUGAUAAUGAAUUUGGUAGAAUAGGUAAUCUUGCUUGGGGUUCUCGAGGUAUUUUAUCACUAGCAACAAAAAGUGGAUACAUUAUAAAUCUUGAUCAAAGAAAUUAUAAUAAUGUUAUUCAUAGAUGGAAAAAUCAUAAAUAUGAAGUUUGUGGAAUUCAAUGGAAUAGUUCUGGAGAUCUUUUAGCUUCUGGUGGUAAUGAUAAUAUUGUAAAUAUUUGGAAUGUACGCAAAAAUUCAUCAAUGGAUACAUACAAUGAACAUACUGCUGCUGUUAAAGCUUUAUCUUGGUCACAUCAUAAUAAUGCUAUACUAGCUACGGGUGGUGGAACAUCUUGCAAAACAAUUUAUAUUCGUGAUACAAAUACGGGAUCAUCGAUUAAAUCUGUUAAAACAAAUUCACAAAUUUGUACCUUAUUAUGGUCAAAGAACACUUUUCAACUUGUUACCACACAUGGAUAUCAAGAACAUGCUGUUAUAGUAUGGGAUUAUCCAAGUAUGAAGCCUUGGGCUUUAUUAAAGGGACAUGAAGGAAGAGUUUUAUAUAGCGCAAUGUCCCCAAAUGGUCAAUCAGUGAUUACUGGAUCAAAUGAUGAAUCUUUACGUUGGUGGAAAUUAUUUCCUAAUGUAUGCCGUAAUGUUUCUACUUUUCGUUCCAAAAUUGUUCCAUACAAUCUAAAUUUUUCAAACAUCCAUGAUGUUUUUAAUCAUAUGAAUUAUGAUUUGUUAAAUAAAUAG